CUUUGACGAUUUCAAUAACAUAAGCCUCUGAUUUAGGGUUUUUGCAAGCACCUAUUUUUAACUGCCAACUGCUUCGCUUCCUGGGAUCUUACCACCUUCGCUUCGACUGCGAAACGAUUGACAGGCCGCCUGUCGGCACACUAUCCAGUAAGAACGGUCAGAGAUAUGGCUGGUGGUGAAUCAAAGAGGUCCAAUGCAAAUGCAGGGGGGAAAAAGAAGGAUGUGAAGAAGGAGACUGGGUUAGGUCUCUCCAACAAGAAGGAUGAGAACUUUGGGGAGUGGUAUUCGGAGGUUGUUGUGAGUGGCGAGAUGAUUGAAUACUAUGAUAUAUCUGGCUGUUAUAUCUUGAGGCCUUGGGCAAUGGCUAUUUGGGAGAUCAUGCAAGGAUUUUUUGAUGCAGAGAUCAAGAAAAUGAAAAUUAAAAACUGCUAUUUCCCUCUUUUUGUCUCUCCUGGUGUUUUACAAAGGGAGAAGGACCACAUAGAGGGUUUUGCUCCAGAGGUCGCUUGGGUGACUAAAUCAGGGGAAUCUGAUUUGGAAGUGCCUAUUGCAAUCCGGCCAACUAGUGAGACUGUCAUGUACCCAUGCUAUUCAAAAUGGAUAAGAGGACACAGAGACUUGCCUUUGAAACUCAAUCAGUGGUGCAAUGUUGUGCGAUGGGAGUUCAGCCAUCCAACUCCAUUUAUCAGGAGUCGCGAGUUUCUUUGGCAGGAAGGUCAUACUGCUUUUGCAACAAAAGAAGAGGCAGAUGCAGAGGUUCUUGAUAUAUUGGAACUCUACAGACGUAUAUAUGAAGAAUAUUUAGCUGUCCCAGUCAUAAAGGGAAAGAAAAGUGAGCUGGAAAAGUUUGCUGGUGGUUAUUACACGACGACUGUUGAGGCAUUCAUUCCCGACACUGGUCGUGGUAUACAAGGAGCAACUUCGCAUUGCCUGGGCCAGAAUUUCGCCAAAAUGUUUGAGAUUAAUUUUGAGAAUGAAAAGGGGGAGAAGGCCUUGGUUUGGCAGAACUCAUGGGCCUAUACUACAAGAACAAUUGGAGUGAUGAUCAUGGUUCAUGGUGAUGACAAGGGGUUGGUUCUCCCUCCUAAGGUGUCAUCUGUGCAAGUGAUUGUUGUUCCUGUUCCAUACAAGGAUGCCGAUACUCAAGGAAUAUUCGAUGCCUGUACUGCCACAGCGAAUACCUUUGGUGAGGCUGGGAUCCGAGCUGAGGUAGACUUAAGAGAUAACUAUUCACCUGGUUGGAAGUACUCCCAUUGGGAAAUGAAAGGAGUACCCCUGAGGAUUGAAAUUGGUCCAAAGGAUUUCGCAAAGAAUCAAGUACGUGCAGUUCGCCGUGACAAUUCUGCAAAAAGUGAUAUACCACAAGCCAGCUUAGUUGAGCAAGUUAAGAAAAUCCUAGCUGACAUACAGCAAAGCCUGUUCGAUGCUGCAAAACAAAAGCGAGAUGCUUGCAUUCAGAUUGUGAAGACUUGGGAUGAAUUCAUCGAUGCACUUGGCAAAAAGAAAAUGAUUCUAGCCCCUUGGUGUGAUGAGGAGGAGGUAGAGAAAGAUGUGAAAGCACGGACAAAGGGCGAAAUGGGGGCCGUCAAGACACUUUGUUCCCCAUUCGAUCAGCCUGAACUUCCCAAAGGUACAAAAUGCUUUGCUUCGGGAAAGCCAGCAAAAAAAUGGUCCUACUGGGGCAGAAGUUACUAGGCCUUGUCGAUCACCUAGUUUUGGUAUCUCAACUGUGUCUCAGAAUUGUUUGUCUUCGCAAGGAAGUAAUUUAAGUCUUUCUUCUUCAUGUGAUAGCCUUAUUGGAAUGCUCAUUUGUUAAUCAGAAGUGAAAACAUUUGUACUCAUUUUUCCAUGUUGAUAAUGUCUUUGGAAAGUGGCCUUAAUAUACUUCAACAUCUUAAACGAAUUACUCUAGUGUAUACUUUCAAGCAUUGAGAGAUGCGGUUGUGUUUUCUUUUUUCUUCAUGUCUGCUAAUGAACAUUCUGUUGUAAUUCUAAGUGACUAUUUUGUUA
Syzygium oleosum is the source of this 2010-nucleotide messenger RNA. RefSeq names its product proline--tRNA ligase, cytoplasmic. The record is from RefSeq and is a predicted model, not a curated record. Gene Ontology annotation, cellular component: cytoplasm; aminoacyl-tRNA synthetase multienzyme complex. Gene Ontology annotation, molecular function: proline-tRNA ligase activity; ATP binding. Lineage: Eukaryota; Viridiplantae; Streptophyta; Magnoliopsida; Myrtales; Myrtaceae. Bases 166 to 1695 code for a protein of 509 amino acids. The transcript is spliced from 13 exons. Gene Ontology annotation, biological process: prolyl-tRNA aminoacylation.